Molecule: messenger RNA, 1035 nt
Organism: Ordospora pajunii
Lineage: Eukaryota; Fungi; Microsporidia; Ordosporidae
Product: nucleotidyltransferase
Exons: 1
Coding region: 1-1035 (344 amino acids)
Biological process (GO): GDP-mannose biosynthetic process
Cellular component (GO): cytoplasm
Molecular function (GO): GTP binding; mannose-1-phosphate guanylyltransferase (GTP) activity
Source: RefSeq, a predicted model, not a curated record
AUGGUCCAUGUUGAGGAAAAAACAAAGGCGGUGAUUCUGGUUGGAGGAUACGGGAGCAGGCUGCGACCGUUGACAUACACUGUGCCCAAGCCUCUGGUUCCGUUCGCAAACAAGCCGAUUCUGCGGCACCAAAUAGAAGCUCUUGUAGAAGCAGGCAUUACAGAAAUUAUCCUGGCACUAAACUACUACUCAGAACUCAUAAUACAAGAGGUGAGGGAUUACUCAGAGGAGUUUGGCAUCACCAUCACAUACUCUAAAGAGCAGGACCCGCUUGGAACUGCAGGACCGUUGGCACUUGCCAGAAAGCAUCUUGAUGGAUGCACGUUUUUUGUUCUCAACUCAGAUGUUAUAUGCAGGUUUCCACUCCAGGAGAUGCUUGCCUUCCACCGCAUGCAUGGGAAGCAGGGAACAAUCCUCUCAACAAAUGUUGAUGAUCCAAGCAGGUACGGAGCAAUAAUUCUUGAGCAAAGCACAGCAAGUGUCAAGUCGUUUCUUGAAAAACCAAAAGAUUCUCUCACAAGCAGAGUAAAUGCAGGCAUAUACAUAUUGGAGUCCUCUGUGCUGGAUAGAAUAGAGCUGAAGGAGUGCUCGAUCGAGCGAGAGGUGUUUCCUGCAAUGGCUGCAGAGAACGAGCUCCAGGUGUUUGACCUUAAGGGAUUCUGGAUGGAUAUAGGGCAGCCUGCAGAUUACAUAAAGGCACAAGGACUAUAUCUCAGGCACAUACAGAACAGUAAUGCAGCUGAGGAUCUCGGAUACUACAUCUCGAUCGAGAAUAACGUGGUGAUUGGAAAGAAUGUUAAAAUAGGAAGAAACGUGACAAUUGUCAACAGCACUGUCUUUGACAGCGUGGAAAUAGGAGACAACGUCACCAUAAAAGACAGCAUCAUCGGGUGGUGCACAAAAAUCGGCGAGGAUGCUUCCGUCAUAGGCUUCAGUGUUCUUGGAUACGCCUCUACUGUUCAAAAGUCUACAACGCUGGAGUCAGUCAAAAUGCCAUCAGACACGGGCAUCAACAGAUAUAGCUGCUACCCAUAG